GGAAACCCGAUGAGUGUAAUCUACAGCAAAACCCAAUACGAAUAAUAGUGGCAUCGUUAUAUUCAUAUUACGGUUAUACUAGCAUAGCCAAUUUCCCGGAAAUGAAGUACUUCUUUCCUCCUCGAACGAAAACGAACCGAAGGAACGAACCUUGAGCUUCUUAUUCGGCAAAACCAAAUAUUCAUUUCAAUGAUUCCAGUACGUCUCUUCUUGCUGACCCUAUCCUGCGGAAACACCUGCGCGACACGAGUUACUCCUGAGGGCACGAGUGGUCCUUCCCCUCCUUACUCCCUAAUCCUAAUAUCCCGAACAAGCAAUCGCCUCCCAGGCCAUGCAUGCCUCGCACACUCAGCACAUUCCUGAAUAUUGAUAACGAUCUGUUGGGUAUAAUGAUUCACGGAAAACGAUGUGAUAGUGAAGGUGAUUGCGCAGUAUUCGAACCUCCACACUUCACAUCCCGCAUCUGCAUCCGCAUCACAGUGCAACAUACGUGAAAACAGAACCACAAGCAAACUACGCACGAGUAACCAGAAAAAGGCAAUCGCCUGAUCAUUAUUCCCGUCUCAACACACCCAACAAAAAGGCCUCUCCAAUUUCACAACAUUAAAGCAUAACGAAACACAAGAAACCCAACACAAGCAUUACACGCGUACACCUUGCAAAGUUUCCCAGUUUAAGCAAUCGCCUAAACAUUCGUAUUUUGUUAGAGAGGACCUCUGACUCUGCUCUUUGUCCUAAGAUCCAUUAACCUC
Fomitiporia mediterranea MF3/22 is the source of this 752-nucleotide messenger RNA. RefSeq lists its product as uncharacterized. The transcript has a single exon. The coding region runs from base 190 to 363 and encodes 57 amino acids. The record is from RefSeq and is a predicted model, not a curated record. Lineage: Eukaryota; Fungi; Basidiomycota; Agaricomycetes; Hymenochaetales; Hymenochaetaceae.